Effrenium voratum is the source of this 3142-nucleotide messenger RNA. The record is from the annotation of a GenBank genome assembly. Lineage: Eukaryota; Dinophyceae; Suessiales; Symbiodiniaceae.
GUUACAGUUUGUUUCUUCUUUGAGCCAACAAAAAAAGGCGACGGCCCGUUCUGCCAAUGGCGACCGCAUGGAUGGCCGCGUUCGCCCUGAUGGUUUGCUGUCGUGCGAAGCAUUUGCGAUGCUCCGAUGCUCCGUCCUGGCAUCAAAUCCAGUGCUUUCUGCAUCAGGAUGGGCAGGUUUUGGCGCAGAGCGCUCAUGUCUUAGAAGCGGCCGCUGUUGCUUGGGUCGCGCCGAUCACGACGGCGGCGAUCGCGACGGCGGCGCUCGCGAUCGCCGCCGCGGGGCUGUGGUGGUUGCGGAGAGCUGAGGAUUACGAGAUGGUGGGCAUAAGAAGCCUUGCGAAGGAAGACGAAAACCAAAACGCGAAGGACGAGAAGGAGAAGUGCAAGAAGCGCAUCAUUCUUUUUCAGGGCUGCCUCUUUGCGGUUGACAUAGCGUCGGACGUCCGGGUGGGCAUCGACUUUUGCGAGCGCGGGCUGAUGUGCUUCGGAGCGCUGCUGCUGCUGAUUCCAGCCACCUCGGGCUGCCUGUGCUUCCUCUACAAGCGCUGGUCUUGGGAGUUAGCUCCCCAUGACCACAAGGAGAACGGAAAGGAGACCUUGUUCUUCUACGAGGGGAAGAACCGGAACGGCCAGAAGCGCCCGGGUCUGCGGUGCAUGGUGCUGCAAAUGCUCCAGCUAGAGGCACUGGAGACGGCGCGCUUGGCGUAUUAUGAUCCACGCUUCAGAAAGGAGUGGAGGACCGAAAGGGCGUUCAAUGGCCUGGUGGAGAGCUUUCCUUCCUGCCUCAUACAAGCCUACACCCUCUUGUGCAUGGCGCAGCUGGGAGAGCUGCCAAAUCCAUUGGAUACAGCCUGGCAGGUCUUCUCCAUUGUGCUCUCUUGCUACAGCAUGGCAGUGGCGAUGAAGUUGAUCUCCUUCCGGAUUUUGCCCAAGCAGAAAGUCUCAAACGUGUCAGGGAGCAGCUGGCAGGACGUGCAGCUGACAUUGCUCCAAUUCUGCGACGUGUCGGCGAGAUUAUUUACCUUGGCAGCGUUUGGAGUUUGCCUUCGGCCUGCAAUUGACAUCACCAAGAAUCGGCAAUUUGAGUUGCCGCUUUUGAUGCUUGCAGAGCUAGUGCUUGUGGCAUGCAUGACCACGUACCUGCUGAACAAGCGGUGGUGUCACUCAGUUGCGCGUACCCGUGAUGCCGUCCUCUCUACAGCCAUCUCCUACCUUACGAUUCCCUCCCUAGUGUUGCACGAAGAUAGCGACGACACGGUGGUCGACUAUUUGGGCAUGAUGGCACUGCAAAGGAUCGAGUCUGUUUGGAGAGCAGCUGAACUCUUGCUGACUCUUUGCCUGGUUUGGUAUCACCUCCAUACACAGGCGCACGAGUCGCACGUUUGCAUAGUGACCUUUGCAACUUGGUCUGCGGUCGCGUUGGCCUGUGUGCUCACGACGCGCCUUUAUGACCGAACCAGCCGAUAUGAGGGACGACCCAUCUUGCCAGCCGUCAGCGCGGACGGAUUCGGCGCGGCACAUUGGGCGUGUGCCCUUGGAAACAUGCAGCUACUGACCAGGCUGCUGCGUGAGAAAGACGAUGCCAUCAGAGCCAGAGAUACGAAAUGCCGCAGCCCUGCGCACAUUGCGGCACUAUAUCAGAAAGAGGAGGCACUGAGACUGCUGCACCAAUUCGACUCGGAGUGCAUGAGCUACAAAGACAAUGCUGGAUGGGCCCCUGCUCACUGUGCAGCACAUGUAGGGCAUGAAGCAGUGCUGAAACUUCUGCACCAACUAGCUCCAGAUUCCCUCAAUAGCAAAGCCGAGGAUGGUGCGCUCCCUUCACACAUUGCAGCAGCAUGUGGGCAUGACAAGAUGCUGAAUCUACUGUUUGAGCUGGUCCCGGAGUCACUUUCAGCUGAGAAUCACAAGGGCACAGUCCCGGCGCACAAUGCAGCCAACAACGGGCAUGACGCUGUGCUGGAACUGCUGCAUCGCGUGGCCCCUGGGUCUCUGAACGCCAAGAACGAUAAGGGCGCAGUGCCCGCGCACCGCGCAGCUCAUAACGGGCAUGAGCAGGUCCUCAGGUUGCUUUGCCAGCUGGCUCCAGAGUCUCUCACGGCCACCAACAACUCGGGUUCUGAGCCUUCGCACUACGCGGCGCACAAUGGGCAUUGUAAAGUGCUGAGACUGCUGCACCAGUGCAAUCCUGAGGCUUUGGAGGCUGAGGACAAUGAGGGCAAGGUGCCUGCUCAUUGGGCAGCGCAUAACGGGCACGAGGAUGUGCUGAGUCUCCUGAAGGAGUUGGCCCCAGACACCUUGCAGUCCAGAGACUUUGCUGGUUGGACCCCCGCGCACAUGGCCGCCCGGAACGGCCACGACGCGGUCUUGAGCCUUCUGCACCGUGCGGCGCCCGAGUGUCUCCAGGUGAAGAACGUUUAUGGCUGGACGCCGGCACAUUCCGCGGCGGCCCGCGGGCAUGACGCAGUGCUGAAGCUCCUGAAGAAGUUGGCUCCAAAGACCCUCACGGCUGAAGCCAUUGAUGGUGCGGUCCCUGCACAUAUGGCAGCCGCGCAGGGUCGCGCCACAGUGCUCAGGCAAUUGCACCACUUCGCUCCUGAGACUCUUAGGGCGAAGAACAAUUAUGGAUGUGUUCCAGCGCAUUAUGCUGCUGAGCAGGGGCAAGACGGUAUCGUGAAGCUCCUCAACGAGUUGUCUCCGGAGUCUCUCACUGCUGAAGCCAAUGAUGGCUGGGUCCCUGCCCAUACUGCGGCGUAUCAUGGCCGUGACACGGUCAUGGAAUUGCUGCACCAGUUGGCGCCCGAGUCUUUGGAGGCCAGAGACAAAGAUGGAUUGAGCCCUGCCAAGUGCGCGGAGAUUCCUUUGGAAGAAUGCGGAGAUCCAAUUCAGGAGAUGCUACAAGUGUCAGUGGCAUUGGGAACUCUGUCCUUCGACAGUAAGGCCUUCAAACGCUUGUCAUCUCGACUUAGCGAUGCGAAAUCGCCGUCCUCUCCGGCGGCCACCCAGUCUUACGCCCGGUCAGCCCGCAGCUCUGCCCGGGUCUCGAUUCUCAUCUCCAACGACAUCGGCGAAAUCCCGGAGAUCUGAGCCUCCAAGAUUGGAGCGCGUGUUUCACUCGACUCACUUCCGGAGCUCGUCAC